Messenger RNA from Cricetulus griseus (Chinese hamster), 6149 nucleotides. Lineage: Eukaryota; Metazoa; Chordata; Mammalia; Rodentia; Cricetidae. The record is from RefSeq and is a predicted model, not a curated record.
CGGGGACAGAGCGGCUGGAGAGGAGGGCAAGGGAGAUGGUCAGCAAGGCCGGGCUCAAGCGGCAAGCAGUCGUUGCGCCCGGUUUGGAGGUCCGGGAAGUUUAGAGGACAGAGCGAGGAAUGAAGGGAUGAAGUGGUUUAGAUUUCUGAAGCGUUAAGUUCUCUAAAUGUUGGUAGUAUUGUUUGGAUCAUUGGCUGCUUAGGGGUUGGGAUGAGAUGGGCUCUGUGAGGGAGAAUGGCCAAUUGAGUUGUAGAACCGAGUCAUCUCUGUCUUACUAAAUAAAGAGGUUAUGGGAUACCUCCCCCUCUGCUGAGGGCAGCCUACGGAGGAGAUGGUACCAAUCAGACAAGAAACAUUUUACAGUGACUGGCAGGAGUUGGUUGAAAUAUUCCGGUUGUGUUGGUUUGACUUCAAUGAUUAUAUAUUUUCAAAUGACCUGUGAAUUGCUUGUUACUCUUCUGUGGUGUGUUUUGUUUUGUUUUGUAUUUUUGUCCCCAAAUUGGUUUUUAUUUUAAAUGAAUACUUCUGCCCACCGGGUGUAAAUCCUUUCAGGCUUCCUUACGGAAUAAGAACUAAAGCAGAAUGAAAGUAUUGCUGCAGGCAUAACUUAUACUUUCUAAACUGCUAAGAGGAAGUACAGGCAGUAAGAGGCAAAUUGGAAUUUGAAUCUUUUAACCGCUUCUGAAAGCUACAACCAAGUGCUUCUAAGAAACAAAUUGGAAAUUGUCUACCAUGGCUCUAGUUGUUUUUUGUUUGUUUGUUUUUUUCUGAGCUGUAAAAAUUGUGCCCCUAUAAGCAUGUAAAAAUUUAUAAAUCAAAGCCAUUUUCCUUGUUAAGGAUUACCUCCCCGUGAAUUUUUAAAGAUGGCAAAGAUUACCUUUUCUUGUUCAUUUCAAGAUGAUUUCAUUUCUCUUCCAACUCAGUCCUAAAACACUGGGACAAUGGAAAUAUCAAGUCUCAACCUGCACAGUGCAGCUUCCCCUUUCAUGUGGCAACAAAAUUGCACACCCUGUUGCCAGUGCUCUUCACCCUAAAAUUUGCUCUGGCAUGGUAAUCCGUUCACUUAGGAAGACCUGUGAGAAAAUAUAAUUUAAGUGAGGUUUGUUGAAGGUGGGAGCCUGGGAAGGGUUAGAAGUGGAAGGGUGUGAAAGGGGUUUGUGUUUGGAGACCGGUGGGUAAGAAUGCAGAUAAACCUGCCCCCAGAAUACUUUGGGACUGGAAGCAUUUUCUUACUGUAUUCAUAGAAUAAAUAUAGUUGAAGUGAAUCAGAAAGAAAGAGGAUGUGAGGAGAUUUACCUGUGGUUUAUUUAAAAAAAAAAAAAAACAUUGACUUGUUUAGACAAUAUUGGUACCUGUUUUAAAUUAAUUAACUUUAAAAUCUCCAGAGGAAUUCCCCCCACCCCUGUUUGUUUUUGAGGGAUGCUUGCAAUUUGAGACUCUUGCCUCCUUGCAUGUUUCCUUCUUUCAUGUUGUUGAAACCCGAUUCUUUUGGAGGCUAUAAUGUCCACUUAGCCUGGUUCAGUCCACUCAACAAGCUGACUGGCAAUUUGAUCUGGGAAAUUUGUGAAGUUUUAAAGCAAGGGCAGCUUGCUUAGUCUUGUUUUUUCCAUCAGAAAAGUCAUUCUGUCUGUGUGCUAUAAUUCUGUGUCUAACUUGAGUAGGAAUCUCCUUCUCCAAAGGGCUUGGGAAUAUAAGCCGUAUUCUUUCUUUUGCAGUCAGGCCAUUUUUUUUGUCCUUGUUAACUGCAAUUUUUAUAGUUAUUAUAACAAAUUUCAUAAUUCACAUCCCUGUACAGUGCAAGCCCAGUAGAUAACUGUGUGAUAAUGUAGAGAGUAAAAGAUGAGAGCUCAGUUGUUAGCAGACUUAAAUAUAUUCUGGAUUUCCUUUUUUUUUUAAAACAAACAAACAAAAAACCCCUUAAGUCUACCAUUCCUGAGAUUUGUCUCCUAUUUCCCCUCUUUGAUACUGUUCUCUUCUUUAUAACUUUCCCUCCCCACCCUCCAAACCCCUACAACUUACUCAUCUUGAAAAUCAGGUUUAGGAGCAUUUAGUUCAGAACUUUACUGGAGAAAAUAAAAUCUUUUAUACCUGUUUUACAUAUUUUCCCCCCUUGUGGUUUUGGUUACUCACUUAAAAUAUAGACCCAGUGUGCCUGCUGGGCUGUGCCCAGGUUGAGAGCCAUGCCAGUCUGUGGGUGAAGCCUGAGACAGUAAUGGAGCCUCUGCAGCAGCAACAAAAGCAGCCACACCAGGCUCCUCUACAGAUGGAUGCCAGAGAGAAGCAGAACCCACAGACAAGAGAAGCACAGUUCCUGUAUGCCCCCAAACUAGCCACCCAGUCUACUCUCCUUUCUGUCACACCUGGGAGACCUUCUGGUAGCCCUGUUCUGGGUCCCUUAGCUAGAGUUACGACAGCCACACCAGUGACCCAAGUAUUUGAGCAGAGCAACAUCAACUCUGAGCCUGAGGAAGAGGAAGGAGGUUUGGAAGACGAAGAUGGAGAUGAAGAUGUUGCAGAAAUGGUUGAAAAAGAGGCCCAGGCUGCAUCCAAAUAUUUCCAUGUGCAAAAAGCAACUCGCCAAGACCCCAGAGCAGCACCCAUGUCCAGCCUGCUUCCAGCACCUGGACUCCCACCACAGGGACAAGCAGCUAAGGAAGACCAUACCAAAGAUGCUUCCAAGGCCCCAGCUUCCGUCCCCACAGCUGGGCAGCCGAGCUGGAGUCUGGAUGAGCAGCUUAAGCAGAAUGGUGCUUUGGCCUGGAGUGAUGAUGCUGAUGGAGGCCGGGGAAGAGAGAUCUCUCGAGAUUUUGCCAAGCUGUAUGAACUGGACAGUGAUCCUGAAAGGAAAGAAUUUCUGGAUGACCUGUUUGUCUUUAUGCAGAAGAGGGGCACCCCUAUCAACCGGAUUCCCAUAAUGGCCAAACAGAUCCUGGACCUGUAUAUGCUGUAUAAACUGGUCACAGAAAAGGGGGGCUUGGUGGAAAUCAUCAACAAGAAGAUCUGGCGGGAGAUCACCAAAGGCCUGAACCUGCCCACGUCCAUCACCAGCGCUGCCUUCACCCUCAGGACCCAGUACAUGAAGUAUCUAUAUGCCUAUGAGUGUGAGAAGAAAGCCUUGAGCUCCCCAGCUGAACUACAGGCAGCCAUUGAUGGCAACCGUCGGGAAGGUCGGAGGCCCAGCUAUAGCUCUUCCCUCUUUGGCUAUUCUCCUGCUGCUGCUGCUGCCGCCGCCGCUGCUGCCGCUGCUAGUGCUGCCACUGCUGGGGCCCCUGCCCUUUUAUCACCCCCCAAGAUCCGAUUCUCCAUCCUUGGGCUUGGCUCUAACAGUGGUACCAAUGCCAGUAGCCCUCGGAUAUCCCCAGCAUCUACGCUCAGGAAAGGUGAUGGAGUCCCAGUGACAACAGUACCUGUGCCAAAUCGCCUGGCUGUGCCUGGGACUUUGGCAGGCCAGCAGGCUGGCAACCGGACAGGUACACUGGAACAUUUACGGGAGCGUCUAGAAUCAGGGGAGCCCCCUGAGAAGAAGGCAUCAAGGUUGUCGGAGGAGGAGCAGCGCCUGGUGCAGCAGGCCUUCCAGCGCAACCUCUUUAGCAUGGCGCGUCAGCUCCCCAUGAAGAUGAGAAUCAACGGCAGGGAAGACAGAGCAGAGACUUCAGCUGCAGCACUGAACUUGACUACAAGCAGCAUUGGGAGCAUCAAUAUGUCUGUGGAUAUUGAUGGCACCACCUAUACAGGUGUGCUGUUUGCCCAGAAACCAGUGGUCCACCUCAUUGCAGGCUCUGCUCCCCAGAGCAUUGGCAGCACCAGCAGCAGCAGCAGCUCUCACUGCUCACCAAGUCCUACCUCAUCCCGGGGCACCCCCAGUGCAGAGCCCUCCACCAGCUGGUCCCUCUGAUGAGCAGCACCCAGCACCCACUCCCUGCUCUCCUGCAGAGAGUAAGGGAGAUCGAUGCACAAAAUUUACCUCAUCUCAUGGAGCUCACAUCAAACACCAUCUGGCCAGAUGUUGAAUUUGGAAGUGUCCAUCUGGCCAGGCUCCAUUCAGGUUCUGCUGUACUCUGGGGACAAGGAGAGACUUGAGGGGGGCAGGGCAGAGCAGCGUUGUCCAAUCAGGGAUUGUCCUGGAGAACUGGGUGGGGCAUCUGGGCAUCCAGCUUCCCAAGGGUUCCCAACCACCUCCCAUCCCAGAGCAGUGUAUCGACAAUCUGUAAGGCGACGUGGGGCUGAAGGCUUUCCAUUUCCCUUCCCCUUAAUUUAUUUCCCUUCUGCUGCCUUCUGCCUUCACCUCAGGAUCACCAGUCUCUUAGUCUGCCCAGUCCCCCAGUGUUUAAAUCCCAUUUGGGGCUCUAGGAGUCAGGAGCUUGUCUUCCUUGCUCUUGUCUACUGAGCAUGGGAUGGGGAUGGGCCUUCCCAGUCCUCCUUGCUUACUGCUUGAUUCUUUGGACAUGAGCCUCUCAAUCCACGUCUUAACUUCUCUCCUCAGGGCCCUGGAAUAUCCCCUUUGUUAUUCUAAGAAAUAAAUGUGUGAGGGCAGGCUUCAGGUUCAAGGCCUCUGCACAUGAAAAGGAGGAAGAGCUCAUGGUGCCCGGGCCCUGGUACUUACCCAACAAGACUCCAUUCUAAUCCCCAAACUGCAGCUCCCUGCCUGCCCAAGUUGGCCAGCUCUCCCAAGAUACUACUUGUCCCUGGCCCCUACUGUCGUCUCUUGGGGCCAUUUCAGCCCCACCAGCCCCAGACAUGCUGGUGUCAGGCUCACUGAAAUACCUCAGAUUUGUAAUUGUUGCUAUUUGAUUCUUCAGGAAGUAUUUGCAUCUCUGUAAUCUUUUUUAUAUGUGUUUUGCUGACUUUAAUUUUUUUAAUUUUUAUUGUUGCUGUUGUAGCACCAAAGAAAUGAAAGCAGAUCACCCCAGCCAGGUGCAGUUUGCAGCCAGCCUCCCUCCAACCUGCCCAUGCUCUGGCCAGGAGGUGGAGCAGGCAGGGGUGACUCAGGGAUCACCACAGCGGGAGGAUGGGAUGGAGGGUCCCAUGCUUGCUGGUGGGUCCUGAAACCACACUGGUUCUUUCUGCCCCUGCCCCAGCUGACAGAGGAGGGCAGGGUAUCUUUCUGCCCUUGGAGCCCUUGCCUUGGGAUAUAGGCAAAUGGCUGUGGGCCCUGCCUGAGGCUGAGCCCCAGGGACAAGAAGAUGCUAAGAGAGCUCUGUCUCCUCCUGGCAUGUAGCUGGAACAGGCCACUGUGGUAGAGAAAGGGUGGUCUUUACCCAGGUCUCUCAUCCCAGUGUGCUCUACUCUGUUACCUAAAGCAUCACCCACUGGGACUGCUUGGGUUGUGGCAGUGUAGACCACAGCAUGGCUCAGCAGUCCUGUCAAGGACAAGAAAGGGAAACCGAAAGCGUGUGCACAAAUAUACCUCAGCCUGGCGAGCGCCCUCACUGCUUACUUCUGACUCCUCUCCCUGCCCCAGGACACACACAGUAACUCACACAUACACACACACACACACACACACACACACACACACACACACACACACACACACACACACACCCAUAGCUCUUAGACUGGGGUCUGACCCUUGUCUGGCCUCAGAAGCCUUACCCACUAGGCACAAGCAGGGUUGGGCAGAGGACAUCUGGGGUCUGGCAUUGUGAGAAGCCUAUUUGGCCAGUGUGUCUCAGGAUUUAGUUAUGAAAGAUAGACCCUUCCUGUCUGGGGGGAUGGGGAGGGAGAGACAGGGACAAUGCAGGUUUUUCUGGUCAUGGGAUCCUCUUUCUCUUUCCCCAGGCAGCUUGUCCACCUGUCCCUCUCCAUACCCCUCACUGCCCUCAAGCCAGCAGCAGGCUCCUAGCCAGAAAAUGCAAGAGCUGGGUACCUGUGUGUCCCCAGCAUUAGGGCUCUGGCCCAAAUGGAGCUUCCCUUGCAGGCAUAGUCCUGAAGGUCACGUGGCAGAACAGUAUCUCCCUCCCUUCCAUGUCUUGUAUGUAUUCUAACCAGAAAAAAAAAAAAAAAUGUGAUAGCACAUGGUAGCCUAGGCCGUGAAUAAAUACCUCAGACGUCCUCUCACAGCAAGUGUCUGUAUAUGUUGUGGUUAUUUUCUGUCUUACAUGUUCUUGAAUGUUUAUAUUUCAAUAAAGCUCUACCUCUUCACAUGA